Messenger RNA from Cylicostephanus goldi, 471 nucleotides. The record is from the annotation of a GenBank genome assembly. NCBI's taxonomy places the organism in Eukaryota, Metazoa, Nematoda, Chromadorea, Rhabditida, Strongylidae.
AUGGCAGCUCUGGAAAAUCCUGAUCUCGAUGCUGGAGACCUUGUAAAUCAAGCAUGCGAUUACCUCAGUCAUGGAGUUGAGUUCGAGAACAAGGAGAGUCUACGCAAAAGUAUCCAACUAGCACGAUCAAGAGUAGGCAAACCACGCAAGCCUAGGGCUCGACCGGUGAAUCCACAAAAGAGGAAGUUGAUGAUGUUUGACGGAUUGGAUGACAUUUUGAAGACGGAAGAGGAUGAUGAUUAUCCAAUGCAGGUCAUGAACGACAACAUUAUGGCGAGUCUAAUGAAGGUGCCCAAGACGGAAAGGUCCAAUACGCCAUGCGACGCCGGCCUGCCCUUAUUCAACAAUGGUCUUUCAAUGGUGAAACCCGAAUCUCCAUUUCGUCAAACCGCAGCCGUACCUCCUCAACCAAAACCCGUAAACGAUGUGCCAAACUCUCUGCUACAAGCUAACCUGCUCAACGGAAUGUGA